AUGCGUCUCGCCCGACUCUCGUUCCUGGCUCACGCCCUUCUCCUGACCGCUGUUGCGGCUCAGUCUGUCGCAGUCACCGACCUCGUCCCUUCCGUCACUAGUGAUUCUAGUUCAUCAUCCGAUCCUGCUACAUCUGCCGACCCUACUACUAGUAGCUCUUCAUCUUCCUCUACUUCUUCUUCGUCCUCGUCCUCGUCAUCUUCCCAGGACCAGCCAUCCACUACUUCCGCCGACCCGACUACUUCUUCUUCUUCUUCCUCUUCGUCCAAAUCCACCACCUCGGCUGAGAACACCGCAGACAACACCUCAAAGACCACAUCAUCUCAGAACAAUGAACCCAGCAAGACCGCAGAUGGUGAUAGCUCCUCUACGUCUGACUCCUCGUCCACCACCCAGACUCCCGUCGUCGAGACUAUCACCUCCUAUCAAACGGUUAGCGGUAGCACCCUGCAACAUGUCAUGACCUCCACUUCCAUCCCGGCCUCGGAAACAUCAUCGCCUUCUCUCAGCGGUGAUAGCAGCAGCAAUUCCAGCAGCGGUGUCUCGAGUGCCGACAAGAAGAUCAUCAUUGGUGUCGUCGUCGGUGUCGGCGGUGCCAUUGUCAUUGGUGUUUUGGCUAUUGUCAUCUGGCGUAUCCAGAAGAAGCGCAGCGGACAGUACAACGAGGAAGAUGAUGACCUGAUGGGCGGCACUGCUGUUGGCUCCGGCCCCCGUGAGAAGGCUCCUAGCCCCAGUGCCGGUGCCCAGGGUACCCCCUUCAAGAGCACACUCGACCAGUACCACAACCCUGGUCCCGUCAACGCUGCAUCGAACUUCUAA
Penicillium manginii is the source of this 819-nucleotide messenger RNA. It is a transcript of the gene midA, whose product is annotated as putative cell wall protein. The transcript has a single exon. NCBI's taxonomy places the organism in Eukaryota, Fungi, Ascomycota, Eurotiomycetes, Eurotiales, Aspergillaceae. The record is from RefSeq and is a predicted model, not a curated record. Bases 1 to 819 code for a protein of 272 amino acids.